AUGCCCACGUACGGCGGCCUUGACUCCCCCUCGCUGCGCAAAAUGGAAAACGGACACGGCUACGGCCAGCGCGCCUCCUUCAGCAUCGGCCGCAUCGUCGGCGAUCCCUUUGCGCUGGCCACCAUCUCCAUCGCCAUUCUCGCGUGGAUCAUCGCCUUUGUCAGCUCCAUCCUGUCGGCCAUCCAUGGCGGCUUCCCCAACUUCGCCUGGUGGACCCUGGUCUUCAUGUUCUUCUGCAUCGUCGGCGUCACCAUCACCGUCGCCUCGGACGCCGAGCGCACAUAUCAUGUCGCUAUCGUGGGCUUCCUCUCAGCUGGCCUGGUCUUCACCACGUCGUCCGUCAACUCCCUCGUCUACUCGCCCAUUGCCCCCUUCGAGGCCGCGGCUGCCGGCUACAUUCUGCUGUCCAUGAUCACGAUCGUGUGGAUCUUCUUCUACGGGUCCCAACCACAAGCCAGCCACCGCACCUUUGUCGACUCGUACGCCCUGCACAAGGAGAACCCAGGCUCGCGCUCCUCCCGCCCAAUCUCCACCGGCUACACCAACCGCCCCGAGACGCAAAUCACAAACAACCUGGCCCCCCAAAUGUACACGUCAGCCCAACUAAACGGCUUCGAGACAUCCUCCCCCGUAUCCGGCUACCCAGGCGGCCCGACUGGCGCAAUUGGCCGCAACUCGUCCGCCCAACAAUUCGGCAGCAUGAACACCGGCACACCGGCGCACGACGAGCCCCAGCAAGAAACCCACCUCGAAUACCCAUAUCGCGCAAAAGCAAUCUACAGCUACGAAGCGAAUCCCGACGACGCAAACGAGAUCAGCUUCCAGAAACACGACAUCCUCGAAGUAUCAGACGUCAGCGGCCGGUGGUGGCAGGCCAAGAAGCCAACAGGCGAGACUGGCAUCGCGCCCAGUAACUACCUCAUCCUGCUAUAG
Molecule: messenger RNA, 933 nt
Organism: Dothidotthia symphoricarpi CBS 119687
Lineage: Eukaryota; Fungi; Ascomycota; Dothideomycetes; Pleosporales; Dothidotthiaceae
Product: high osmolarity signaling protein SHO1
Exons: 4
Coding region: 1-933 (310 amino acids)
Molecular function (GO): protein binding
Source: RefSeq, a predicted model, not a curated record